Messenger RNA from Phytophthora infestans T30-4, 309 nucleotides. RefSeq lists its product as uncharacterized. The transcript is spliced from 2 exons. Bases 1 to 309 code for a protein of 102 amino acids. Lineage: Eukaryota; Oomycota; Peronosporomycetes; Peronosporales; Peronosporaceae. The record is from RefSeq and is a predicted model, not a curated record.
AUGGUAGAGGAUGACCAGGCAGUUAUGUCCGAGGUGGUUUGCGGAACGACACGAGCGGGGAAGAAGACCCCCAUUUUUUGGGACUCCGACGGUGUUGACGGUGGUAAAUUCGAUUUUCGAGUGGUGCUAGAUUCGCUUUCAGACCCAUCCAACUACGCCAAGUGGCGCGGGAGUGACAGAACCCACGCCCAGAUGAAUGAGGCCCUGCUGAACCAGAUAGCGCACAGGUUGGAGGCAGCUGACAUCACGCAUCGUGAUAGUGCUGGUGCUUGCGAGAAGAUCAACACUCUUGAGAAGCAGUGCCGAUAG